AUGGCCGAGAACAAGGCCAAGUAUCGGACGGAGAUCCAGCAGAUGAUGUUUGUGUCUGGAGAGACUGGCGAUCCUGCUGCCGAGACCACGAUGAUGAUUGAGAGCAUUGUCCAGCAGCAAGUUAUGGAAAUGCUCAAGCGUGCUACAGAUCUAGCCGCUCGACGGGGCGUUCGUACCAUCAGCACCGACGAUCUUAUCUUUCUCAUCAGGCAAGACAAAGCUAAAGUCUCUCGUCUUCGCACUUUUCUCUCGUGGAAGGACGUACGGAAAAGCGCGAAGGAUAGCGACGACAAAGGCGGAGGUGGUGGUGAUGCAGGCGGUGUCGAUGAUUUCGAUCUGGCGGCGAAUGAUCCGACUCUUGGAUCAGGCCCUGCUGUUGGUACCCGCAACAACAAGAACAAGAAAGCCAAGGUCGGACUGCCCUGGGAUGUCUCGAGCUUCUACAGUGAACAGGUUCCGGAGCGAGAAGACGAGGAGGACGAGGAAGAAGAAGAAAUGAACGCCGCGACUCUCCAACGCCUCAAACAAGCUGAUGAGCGCACCAAAGGCAUGAAUGCAGAGGAGUAUCUUCACUUUUCAGAAUGCCGGCAAGCUUCAUUCACAUUCCGGAAAGGCAAACGAUUUCGCGAAUGGGCAGGGUUCGGUGUUGUCACGGACAGCAAACCAAACGAUGACAUCGUGGACAUCUUGGGCUUUCUGACUUAUGAGAUUGUCACACUUUUGACCGAGGAAGCUCUUCAUGUCAAGGCCGCCGAAGAUGCUCUAAAGCGAGAAAGCGGCGGAGAUGAGGAGAAGCGUGGUCGCAAGCGCCGACGCGAACCUGGACUGUUCGAUCCACCAGAGGAAGCGAGGACUCCUGUCAGCGCGAAGCAUAUCCAGGAAGCCUAUCGGCGUCUUCAGAAACCAGAGCUAAAGAGCAGAUAUAUGAGCCACGUUCCGAAAGGUGCUUGGCAACGACCAUUGAAAUUGAUUUGA
Messenger RNA from Zymoseptoria tritici IPO323, 975 nucleotides. It is a transcript of the gene MgSPT3, whose product is annotated as SPT3, positive regulator of Ty transcription. Lineage: Eukaryota; Fungi; Ascomycota; Dothideomycetes; Mycosphaerellales; Mycosphaerellaceae. The coding region runs from base 1 to 975 and encodes 324 amino acids. The transcript has 3 exons. Gene Ontology annotation, molecular function: transcription coregulator activity; protein heterodimerization activity. Gene Ontology annotation, cellular component: SAGA complex. The record is from RefSeq and is a predicted model, not a curated record. Gene Ontology annotation, biological process: transcription by RNA polymerase II.